Eremothecium sinecaudum is the source of this 933-nucleotide messenger RNA. Its product is annotated as putative endodeoxyribonuclease. NCBI's taxonomy places the organism in Eukaryota, Fungi, Ascomycota, Saccharomycetes, Saccharomycetales, Saccharomycetaceae. Gene Ontology annotation, molecular function: hydrolase activity, acting on ester bonds. The record is from RefSeq and is a predicted model, not a curated record. Bases 1 to 933 code for a protein of 310 amino acids. The transcript has a single exon.
AUGGCUCAAUUAGUAGACAGUCACUGCCACUUUACAACCGUUAAACAGCAUAGAAGAGAAGUAAAUAAUGUUAAAUCGGAUGUGAUUAGGCGAUGCAUAAUGUCGUGUAAUAUUUACGACUGGUCAGCGGUUAGGGGGGAAGGAGACAUUAUUGCAUUUGGCGUUCAUCCUUGGUACUCACAUUUAUUCUAUAUAGGCUUGGAGAAACAUAGCAAGGAUGAGCACUAUCGAAAAGUACUUAAGUACAGCAAGGAUAGCGAUGAGGUAAAGGAACUUAUUAAGGCAUUGCCGGAUCCAAUCAGCCUUGAAGAGCAUAUCCAGGGUGCAAAGUCUGACAAAUUUGACCAGGUGAAAUGUAUAGGUGAGAUUGGUAUCGAUAGGUUAUUCCGUCUUCCUGAAGACGGCUUCUUUAACGACUUGGGCGACGCGACUGCAAGACCCCGAUUGACUAGAGUUACUGUAAAAGUAGAACACCAGGUUGCUGUAUUCCGUCGCAUGUGCCAGUUGGCUGUGGAAACUGGUUUGGCUGUUUCUAUACACGCGGUUAAGUGCCAAGAACUGCUGUUCAAUGUCUGUAGAGACGAGUUGGGGCCUUAUUCUUCUGUCACAAUAUGUUUACAUUCUUAUAUGGGAAGUGUAGAGUUUGUGCGUAAUUUCUGGCUACGAAAUUUCCCAUAUAGCAGGCUAUUUCUAAGUAUAUCAUUUGCUAUUAAUCUCCAAAACAAAUCUUCAGCGUUGGAACUUAUCAAAUCCGUGCCAUUGCAGUGUCUAUUAAGCGAAACAGACCUUACAAUUGAUACUGUACCGAUUGAGAUACAAAUAGUGCAUCUAGAAAAGGUGCUUGGUAUUAUUCAAGAGGCACAUAGUCUAAAAUCGCUUCAAGAUGCCAAGUGUUUAGUAUAUAACAAUUUCUGUAGACUUUUUCAUUUCUGA